AACUGCAGGCGCGGGCGGCGGCGGGAGUCGCCGAGCCGCGGGGGCCCGAGCGCCGAGAGCAAAGGCGGAGACGACGGAGCCUCCGCGCAGAGCCGCGCCGCGCCGGGCCGCAGCCGCCAGCCACAGCCGAAGCCGUCCUCCCUCCUCCCGCUAGGGCCGAAGCUCCGCGGCGCCGGAGACCAGCCGGCCCACCGGGGCCCGGGAACCGCCCGCCAUGGCCACCAAGGCGCGGGUUAUGUAUGAUUUUGCUGCUGAACCUGGAAACAAUGAGCUGACAGUUAAUGAAGGGGAAAUCAUCACCAUUACAAACCCGAAUGUUGGUGGUGGAUGGCUGGAAGGACGAAACAACAAAGGAGAACAAGGGCUUGUUCCCACAGACUAUGUGGAGAUUUUACCCAAUGAUGGAAAAGAUCAGUUUUCUUGUGGAAAUUCCGUGGCGGACCAAGCCUUCCUCGAUUCCCUCUCAGCAAGCACUGCUCAAGCCAACUCCUCUUCUGCCAACAGCAAUAACCAGGUGAAUAUUUUGACUCAGAUUGGUUGUGUUGAAAGUCUCAGCCAAUCGCCUCCUUCUUCUCCUUCUCCUUCUUCUUCCAUAAAUAAGGUUGGUGGUGGCAAUGACCCUUGGUCAGCCUGGAAUGCCCCCAAAUCUGGGAACUGGGACGGCUCAGAUGCCUGGGGCAGCAGGACAGACGGACCUGGCGCUCAGAGACACAGCACUAACAACUGGGACACUGCCUUCGGCCACCCACAGGCCUACCAAGGACCAGCAACUGGUGAUGAUGAUGAAUGGGAUGAAGAAUGGGAUGACCCCAAGUCCUCAUCUUCUUACUUUAAGGACUCGGAAUCAGCUGAAGCAGGGGGUAUCCAGCGAGGAAACAGCCGUCCAGGUGCCUCGUCCAUGAAGCUGCCCCUUAACAAGUUUCCUGGAUUUGCAAAGCCUGGCAUGGAACAGUACUUGUUGGCCAAGCAGCUAGCAAAGCCCAAAGAGAAAAUCCCCAUCAUUGUUGGAGAUUAUGGCCCAAUGUGGGUUUAUCCUACCUCUACUUUCGACUGCGUGGUAGCAGAUCCCCGGAAAGGUUCCAAAAUGUACGGUCUGAAGAGCUACAUUGAGUACCAGCUAACCCCCACCAACACUAAUCGAUCUGUAAACCACAGAUAUAAGCACUUUGACUGGCUGUAUGAGCGUCUCCUAGUCAAGUUUGGGUCUGCCAUUCCGAUCCCUUCUCUUCCAGACAAGCAGGUGACAGGUCGCUUUGAGGAGGAAUUUAUCAAGAUGCGCAUGGAGCGGCUCCAGGCCUGGAUGACGAGGAUGUGCCGGCACCCGGUGGUGUCGGAGAGUGAAGUUUUCCAACAGUUCCUGAACUUCCGGGAUGAGAAGGAAUGGAAAACUGGAAAGAGGAAGGCUGAGAAAGAUGAGCUGGUGGGAGUCAUGAUAUUCUCCACAAUGGAACCGGAGGCGCCUGACUUGGACUUGACGGAAAUAGAACAGAAGUGUGAUGCUGUGGGCAAGUUCACCAAGGCCAUGGAUGAUGGUGUGAAGGAGCUGCUCACGGUGGGCCAGGAGCACUGGAAACGCUGCACGGGCCCCUUACCCAAGGAGUAUCAGAAGAUCGGGAAGGCUUUGCAGAGUCUAGCAACAGUGUUUAGCUCCAGCGGUUACCAAGGUGAGACAGAUCUGAACGAUGCGAUAACAGAAGCCGGGAAGACGUAUGAGGAGAUCGCCAGCCUGGUGGCCGAGCAGCCAAAGAAGGACCUCCACUUCCUGAUGGAGUGCAACCACGAAUACAAAGGCUUUCUUGGCUGCUUCCCGGACAUCAUUGGUGCUCACAAGGGAGCAAUAGAAAAAGUGAAAGAAAGUGAUAAGCUGGUUGCAACCAGUAAAAUCACCCCCCAAGACAAGCAGACGAUGGUGAAGCGAGUCGGCACCAUGUCUUAUGCUUUACAAGCUGAGAUGAACCACUUCCACAGUAACCGGAUCUACGACUACAACAGCGUCAUCCGUCUCUACCUGGAGCAGCAAGUGCAGUUCUAUGAAACAAUCGCAGAAAAGCUGAGGCAGGCCCUCGGCCGCUUCCCGGUUAUGUAGACCAGGACCGAACACAGCCGAACUCCGAAGUGCUUCUUUCUGACCUGGGGCAAUGCAAUUCAAUUUAUUUCCCUAUUAUAAGAGACAGAGAAAGGAAGGAAGAAAACCAAAAAGAAAUAAGUUGACAAAAACCUGUUUCUGUCAUUAGCCAGCCCAAGUGAAUAGUUACUUAGGGACGGCCUUCUUUGGUUCAUUUUGACACGUUAGUUACCCAGUGGGAAAUGUCUAUUUUUGGAAAAUACUUAAAUUUAUCAAGAUUUUGAAUGGAGAAAUAGGGGUUCCUCCUCCUGGUAUUUUACAUAGAAUCGUAAUUUAUACAUUACCCAUGAUCUUCCAGUUCUUACCCAAUGUCAAAUAAUUAAUACUAAUUGCUUUCUUAAAAAUAUGAGAUAUGCCAGAAUAAAAAUAUAUCUUUGUAUAUUUUUAUAACUCU
Messenger RNA from Peromyscus leucopus (white-footed mouse), 2519 nucleotides. RefSeq names its product sorting nexin 9 (gene Snx9). Gene Ontology annotation, biological process: endocytosis; plasma membrane tubulation; endosomal transport. Gene Ontology annotation, cellular component: cytoplasmic vesicle; plasma membrane. NCBI's taxonomy places the organism in Eukaryota, Metazoa, Chordata, Mammalia, Rodentia, Cricetidae. The record is from RefSeq and is a predicted model, not a curated record. Gene Ontology annotation, molecular function: protein binding; phosphatidylinositol binding. The transcript has 19 exons. The coding region runs from base 215 to 2086 and encodes 623 amino acids.